AUCGGCAGUAUUGCGAUCGCUGCCUUGACAUAAUUAGUGCUACGAUCCCUGACAUUGUCUGUGACAGCGCAGCCGUGUUUUCGUCAGAAGCUUCGGCACUCGGCGACGCGGCAAGGCUCCAGCGGUGAUCACUGCCGUUUCUGCUUGCCACCAAAACAUAUUUCUUUAUCCUUACUUCUUCACGGCGAGCGCAUCGACACGCCUUUGGCCGCCGUUAGCCCCACUCUCUUUUGUGAAGCUGACUUCUGAAGCCCAUACCUCACAAGUGGGCUGCUCAAAUAUCACUAGGACACUAGGUUCUACACGGGCCUGUCUCGGCGGUAGCUUCCCCGAGGCCCACCGCUCGCGUCACAACCACCUCCCCGCAAUUCCCUAGCUGUCUCCGCGAGCCUCGGCUCGCGUUAGCCCCGGCAACCAUGGGCAAGAUGGAGCGUAAGGAGGCAAAGUUGGAACGGGACGAGAGCAAGAAGUCCCAGGCCAAGGUGAAGGCCCAGAAGGACGCCGAGGACGCCUACUGGUCGGCCCAAGGCGAGAACGACAAGAGCAAGGCGGCCAAAAAGCGUGAGGAGGAGGAGAAGAAAAAGGCCGAGCUGGCGGCUAAGAAGGCGGAAGCGAAGCGGUUGGCGGAUGCGGAGCUGGAGGAACUCGCCAAGACCAAGGCGCGCGCGGAGAAGGCCGGCUCGUCGAAGGUGACGCACUACCAGCUGCAGCAGCAGCGCGAGUUCGAGGACCAGCUCAAGGCGGCGGAGGCGGCGGAGCGCGACAUGGCCAGCCGCCGCGAGCUGAGCGCAGACCAGUACGCGCGGCAGGUGGAGACGGAGAACAUCAACCGCGGCAUUGAGGGCGUGGACGCGCGCGGCGUGGACGCGGCGCUCAAGGUGCUCACCGUCAAGGAGGAGGAGCAGGAGAAGCACCCCGAGAAGCGCAUGAAGGCUGCCUGGAAGGCGUACGAGGAGCGCAUGCUGCCGCAGCUCAAGGAGGAGAAGCCUGGGCUCAAGAUGUCGCAGUACAAGGACAUGUUGUGGAAGACGUGGCAGAAGGCGCCCGACAACCCGCUCAACGCGGCAGCUCUGGCGGCGGCGGCUGCCUCGCCGUCGGGCGCCAAGUAACUGAAAGAACGGAGGACGAGGAGGAGGAGGGAGGAGGAGCAGAAGCAGGAAAGGAAGUCACGACUGGACAGCUUUGCCUGGAUUUGGAUCUCAAGCUGGAUUUGGGUGAGGGAUUCAGGAUGUGGAUCUGGGCUGGAUGCGGUGGGGCGUUGGGGAAGGGAAUGGGAGGUGCGUCAGUGCGUGUCAGGUGGCUGGGUGUGGCUGCGUGGCCCCUGGAGGCCGUGCGGGUGUGAAUGCGCUGCGGCACUGGAGCCACAACCAUGCGGCGGUCGGCCGGCGCCAGGACAGUGCAGCGGCUGCGGCUGCGGCGGCGGCGGCUGCCGGGUGUGAUGGGUGCGGUAGCUGGCGUAUAGGCUGCUGCAUGUGAGCCGUGUGAAGGUUGCUUUCCGGGCUGCUGCAGACUGGUCUGGUCUGCUAGCGCCGGCUUCUGCCGUGUGCCCGUGUGUACUGCUGGCACGGGCUGCAGACGUGUACUGCGGACGGGAACGGAACGGCAGUAGCGCGCCAGCAGCACGCUGGAACGGCACGGGAGCGCUAGCUGCAUGGGGGCUCACAAGGCACGCUCACAAGGGGAGUUUGAACAAUUCAGUUCCAUUCGUGUUUUCAAUUACACGCCUCGUUUAGCAUUCGAGGUAUCCUUGCAAGCUGUGGAAGGGGGGCCGGGGCGGGCGAUGGAUACGCGUGAGGCUCCUGGCUACGCGGACUAUGACGUCCCUGUGCGCUAACACAGCGCUGGUGCGUGCGUGCGUGCACCCAUGCUAGCUGCAGCGUGUGUGACGGUGUUUUUGCAUGGGCUUGAGCGGCGGGGUCCCCCCGUUUGUUCGGUUGAAUCAGUGUGGGGCGGGGCGAAGCGCAGGUUGGCCGCAGGAUGGGUGCCGGACCUGAUGGGAUGCGGAUGUUGUGGGAGUCGGAGCUGUGUGGGAGUCGGGAGCAGGAGGGUGCUGUGGGGCGGUUGUGGGACGGCGGGUCGAAUGCCGGUCGGUGGCGACUGCGCAAGGCGUUGGAGUGACGCUCUCUGGCCCUUUCAUUAAGAAAGAACUGUGCCAUGCAUUAUGCGCGCUCGACGCUGAACGAACACAAUGCACAGUACUCAGUAAUUUGGGGAUGUUCAACAAUCACUCUAUAAGGCUGGCGGUGUGCCAAGGAUGAACACAUGGCCUUUGACAGAGAGAGCCAUAAUCACUACCCAGCCCGGAUUAGCCAUGGACAUUCAUUUAAGACCUUUCCGGCCAG
Messenger RNA from Chlamydomonas reinhardtii, 2342 nucleotides. RefSeq lists its product as uncharacterized. Bases 417 to 1109 code for a protein of 230 amino acids. The transcript has 6 exons. Lineage: Eukaryota; Viridiplantae; Chlorophyta; Chlorophyceae; Chlamydomonadales; Chlamydomonadaceae. Gene Ontology annotation, molecular function: transcription coactivator activity. Gene Ontology annotation, cellular component: nucleus. Gene Ontology annotation, biological process: transcription by RNA polymerase II. The record is from RefSeq and is a predicted model, not a curated record.